GGAACCCUUUCACAAAGUUAUCCACAUGCUGAUUUAAUCACUUUAGUGGUACGGUACAGUUUAUCAUCAUUGCCUGGAAUUUGGGAAUGUCAAGUAGCACAUUCAGCUCUAAAGCUUGAAAAGAUUACUAAUGCUUGGUUGCUCUUGAAUUUCUAGGCAGCAACAACAUUGACCUGACAAGAUGAGGUUUUCCCUCGUUAAUUCAUUCAUUUUUUUUGUCUGUCUGUGUAUUUUCCAAGAAAGUUUUGCCACAGAUAAAAAAGCAGCCAAUAAAAAAGGAGAACCUCAAGGUUUUGCAAAAAAUGGGCAGUUUAUGACCAAACACAAUCAUGAUUGUAAUUGGGAGAUCAUUUCCGAAGAACAGUUUGUUAUCUUAUCUCUCAGCUGUAAUGAACAAGGAAAUAGCAGCUACAAAUGCACAUUUAGAGGAGAGCCAAAUAAAUGUCCUUUAUAUCGAACAAAAGCCAAACAGUACUGGAAACAAAUCUUUGCAAAAUUUAAGAAGAUGACAAACGUCUGCGAUGAAAAGACGCUUAAGUCACGUAUAUGUAAAAAAAGUGCAGCAUUUGAAUCUCAGCUUGUUAAGAUGGGUGGAGAAGUUGUUGAAGAUGUGGAAAGAGGGAAAAUCAAAGGGAAAGGCCGUGUGAAAGGCUCUGAAAAGGAGCAGGAAGAAAAGCAAAGAAUGUCUGAAGUAAAUAAAAAUGUUGGCACAGAGAUAAAAAGCAAUGCAAAAAAAAGAAAACCAGGUAUACAAUCCAGCAUGCAGCCUGAUGCAUCAAUGCCACCUAGCCAGGAAGUGUCUCCCACAGCAAGGGUAGUUAAUGAUGAUAUUGUAGAGUUAAAUGAGGAUAUUGCCGGAGUCUACUGCACAGAAAAAUGGCAUUCUGUGUGCUCUUUCUUUGUCAAUUUCUGGAAUGGCUAAAUCAAUUCCCAUUUGUACUGUAGAUAUGUUGUGAAAUUAUCUAAUUAGGUCUCACUGAAAGGUCUGUAGCAAAUCCUUUUGAACUGGUGUAAGCUUAAUGUCACUGACUAAUUCAUUCACGCUAUAACAAGUUUAUACUUGUUUGCAUUCAUAUUAUAUUUUUGAAUUCACUUGUAAACUAUUCUAAAUUCAGACUGCAUCACCACACAAGUCAUUUAACCACUUGAAUAUUUAACUCUUUUAGACCCUUAUAUAGAUUUUGUGUUGUAAUUUAAGUUUACAUAGCUUGAAUUUGUAGUUUAUUUGUUUAGUAGACUGUAGAUGUAUCAUUUAAUAAAAUAUUUUAAAUAAA
Molecule: messenger RNA, 1274 nt
Organism: Bombina bombina (fire-bellied toad)
Lineage: Eukaryota; Metazoa; Chordata; Amphibia; Anura; Bombinatoridae
Gene: FGFBP3
Product: fibroblast growth factor binding protein 3
Exons: 2
Coding region: 182-922 (246 amino acids)
Biological process (GO): cell-cell signaling
Molecular function (GO): growth factor binding
Source: RefSeq, a predicted model, not a curated record